Molecule: messenger RNA, 1116 nt
Organism: Effrenium voratum
Lineage: Eukaryota; Dinophyceae; Suessiales; Symbiodiniaceae
Source: the annotation of a GenBank genome assembly
AUGGCCACCUUGUUCUCCCUGGGCUUUGCGGCGCCCACCCCCAUCCAGGCCUACGUCUGGCCAGUGGCCGCCGCGGCGCGCGACGUCAUAGGCAUCGCCAAGACUGGCAGCGGCAAGACCCUGGCUUUCCUGCUUCCGCCCUUUGCGAGCUUCCUCGGCACUCGGCCGGGCUACGGGCCCAACAUGUUGGUCAUGGCGCCCACCCGGGAGCUCGCCUGCCAGAUCCAGUUGGAGGCCGAGCGCUUCGGCCGACGAGUGGGCGUGUACUCGGUGUGCGUCUACGGGGGCGCCCCGCGGGGCCCGCAGCUCCGAGAGCUGCGCUCGGGGGCGCACCUGGUGGUGGGCACCCCUGGGCGGCUCAAUGACUACCUGGAGGGCGGGGAGCUGCAGCUGGACAUGUGCAAGUACCUCGUCUUGGACGAGGCCGAUCGCAUGCUGGAUAUGGGCUUCGAGCCGCAGAUCCGCACGCUCAUCAAGGCCGUCCACCGGGAGCGACAGACCAUGAUGUUCAGUGCCACCUGGCCCCGGGAGGUCAGGAAUCUCGCGGCCGACUACUUGCACCGGCCAGUCUACAUUCAGAUCGGCUCCCAUGAGGCCACCGCGAACAAGGACAUCACCCAGGAGGUGGUGAUCUGCAAUGGUCAGCGGGAGAAGCAAGAAAACCUCAACGAAGUUUUGCAGAGCGUGGAGAAAUCUGAUCGUGUCAUUGUCUUCACCAACACGAAAAAGCUAUGUGAGUCCCUCGCCUCCGAUCUUUGGCACAGCCGCGUCCACUGCGUCACCAUCCACGGUGAUAAGGAGCAGCGGGACCGCGACCAGGCGCUGAAUAGCUUCAAGACGGGGCGCACGCCGGUGAUGCUGGCCACCGACGUGGCAGCGCGCGGUCUAGACAUCAAGGGCGUGAAGCUCGUUGUGAAUUACGACGUCGCUCCCUGCCCGGACGACCACAUCCACCGCAUCGGGCGCACCGGGCGCGCGGGGGUGCCGGGGAGGGCCGUGACCUUCCUGGACUCUCGGGAGAGCAAAGAGGCCCGGGAGGCGCGGCUGAUGGGCUGGGAUGGGAUAAGAGGAGGGAGGGUGUGGUUUGGGGUCAAUUUGAAGAGGGUGGUGGUUUGA